This is a messenger RNA of Suhomyces tanzawaensis NRRL Y-17324, 1881 nucleotides long. RefSeq lists its product as uncharacterized. Gene Ontology annotation, biological process: transmembrane transport. Lineage: Eukaryota; Fungi; Ascomycota; Pichiomycetes; Serinales; Debaryomycetaceae. Gene Ontology annotation, molecular function: transmembrane transporter activity. Bases 1 to 1881 code for a protein of 626 amino acids. The transcript has a single exon. The record is from RefSeq and is a predicted model, not a curated record.
AUGGCCUCGCUCCACUCCAAGAAAAGCGACUUUGGCGAACGCCACGAGAACUUAUCGACCUCGUCCUCCAAUGAAACUGAGGACGUGCUUGCACUUACCGUCAGCAACCACCCUGGCCACCACCAGCACUACGCCAGAAGAGGGUCCAUGUCGCUGGAGCACUACUCCGUGCACCACAUCUACGGUGACUUGGACUCCGAAGACAUCGACAUGCAAAGAAUCGCCACCAGAAACACUAUCCUCAGCGAGCUUGCCAACAGAACCGGCGUGGAGGAGCUCGACUUCCACCACGACCUCGAGAAGGGAAAGGAGGCGUUGAUCCCCGAAAGUGCCAUCACCAUCGAAAACGCAGGUGAGGAGUUCAACCACGUCGACCCCGAGUUGAUCACCUGGAACGGUCCCGACGAUCCUGACGCCCCAAGAAACUGGCCUGCCUUCACCAAGAUGUACUUGUUGGGCAUCGUUUCCUUCUACGCGUUGGUGGCACCCAUGUCGUCGUCCAUGCCAUCGCCUGCCAUGCCUGAGAUCGCCGAGCAGUUCCACAUCGACUCCCCCACCAUCUCGUCCAUGGUGGUGUCGAUCCAGAUCUUGGCUUGGGCCUUGGGGCCCUUAGCCAUUGCUCCAUUGAGUGAGCACGAUAAUAUCGGCAGAAAACUUGUUUUGGACAUCUCGGUGUGGAUGUCCCUUUUCUUCAACAUCGGCUGUGCCCUCUCCAACAACACGGCCCAGAUGAUGAUUUUCAGGUUCGUGGGUGGCCUUUUUGGCUGUGUGCCCUUGAACGUCGGUGCUGGUGUCAUUUCUGACUUGUAUGGUGCCAGAUCAAGAAACUUGGCCUUGGCCGGCUUCGUUUUGGCUCCCUUGUUGGGCCCUAUUUUUGCACCAAUUGUCUCCGGCUUCAUCGUCCAAUCCUUGAAGUGGAGAUGGGUUUUCUACGUCUUGAGCAUGUUCAAUGGUGUGGUAGCCCUUAUCGGUACCAUUUUCUUGAAGGAGACAUACACCCCUACCUUGUUGAGAAGAAAGGCCAAAAAAUUAAGAAUCGAAACCGGAAACACCAACUUGCAUACCAUCUACGAAAUUGCCGAUGGUGAGACUAUGAUGAGCAAGAUCAUGUUGACCAUGACCAGACCUAUCAAGCUACUCUUCACCCACCCAAUGAUUGUGGGAUUGGGUUCAUUUAUGGCUUUCACUUACGGUUUCAUGUACCUAAUGAUCAUCACUUUCCCAACUAUAUUUGGCAAGGUUUACGGAUUUAGCAAGGGUGUUACUGGCUUGAUGUACAUUCCUAUGGGUGUUGGCUUUUUCCUUGGAGUCAUUUUCUGGACCUACGCGGUGGGCAGAGUUUAUGAAUCCAAGAUUGCCAAGAAUGGAGGUGUUGCCAAACCAGAGUUCAGAUUGCCAUGUUUAUUUCCAGCAGCCAUUGUUUUGCCUAUCGGGUUGAUUUGGUUCGGUUGGUCUGCCGAAAAGAAAUUGCACUGGAUUAUGCCAGGCAUUGGAUCUGGGUUAUUUGCGUUUGGAUUCGUUUGUGUCUUCCAAUGUAUCCAAAGUUACUUGAUCGACAUGAACCCAAGAUUUGCUGCUUCUUCUGUUGCAGCAGCAGCAUUAUUCAGAGCGUUAUUUGGAUUUGGAUUCCCAUUAUUCGCGAACAAAAUGUUUGAUAAAUUAGGAUAUGGCUGGGCCAAUACUAUGUGUGCAUUCAUUGCGAUUGUUUUGGGAAUUCCCUUCCCAAUAUUCUGCUACAUUUACGGGGAAAGAGUCAGAAAGUGGGCUGACAAGAGAUUUGAAACUAGUCAGAGAUUGAGAGAUCAAAAGAAUUUGAGGAGGUUGCAGAGAAAAAACUUGAAGAAGGGCCACGAGGUCGAGUCUGACUCCAGCAGUCAGUAA